Molecule: messenger RNA, 1647 nt
Organism: Chanos chanos (milkfish)
Lineage: Eukaryota; Metazoa; Chordata; Actinopteri; Gonorynchiformes; Chanidae
Gene: rbm41
Product: RNA binding motif protein 41
Exons: 7
Coding region: 1-1632 (543 amino acids)
Biological process (GO): mRNA splicing, via spliceosome
Cellular component (GO): U12-type spliceosomal complex
Molecular function (GO): U12 snRNA binding; pre-mRNA intronic binding
Source: RefSeq, a predicted model, not a curated record
AUGUGUUUUGUUGCCGUGUUCAGGGUUGGGCUCGAGCGCUCCGUCUCUCCUCCGCCUCUCCCUGCUACUGACCCCACCCUGCGUCCCCACCCCUCAGCUGUGUCAAUCAGAGACUAUGCAGCCAGCCGCAAAGCAGCUCGAACCAGCAGCAGCGCCCAUCACUACCCGAUGCUUGUGUGUAACCUGUUUGAACUGCUUUACAGAGUCACCCGACGUGCAUGCGACGAUGCUCCUAUUCCCGAGGAGCAGGAGACGGAGGGCCAGAGACAGCUACACAGCCUGUUACUGCAGCAGCUUGACACCGGAGUGGACGUGAACCGUUGCGUGGCCAAGAGGCAAUGUUUCGCCCCCGCGGCUCUGUACAAGCCAUUUGGCGAACAGGCGGCUGGUGUGCGUAGCCUGUCCCAGUUCCAGGCCCUACAGGACGGGGAGCAGGAGCUGGCCAGCCUGCGAGAACUGGGCCUCACUGACGCCGAAAUAGAGUUGUGGAGGAGUCGGGACACUCCAGAAACGGCUGGGAAGGCAGGCGGGGUAAGUGUGGCUCCGGAGGUGAGAGCGGAGCGUUUGCGGGUCAUCCAGGAGAAGAUGGAGGCACGGGAGGAGUUGCUUUCGCGACCUCAGCGUUUCUCCGCCAGCAGAGCGCUCUCCCGCAGAGAGAUGGAGAUCGAAAAGGCGCUUUUUCACGGCAGUGACCGGCUGGGCUUUCUUACUGCUCUCUACCACCAAGAGGAAGGAUCACAGGAUGUCCAGCAGGGGGCGUCCUCUGACCCUCUGGACUCACUCUACAGGGAUUUUUUCACUGAAGCACACAAGGACAGUUCUGCCUUAUCACAUAAGGACACUGCCUCUGCAGAGAGCACAGUGUUACCCCAACCUAAACCUUCGGACCAAUCACAACCUUCAGAGACCAACAGAGACCAAUCGAAAACCUCACACAUUAAUGAUGACCAAUCAGAAACCCACACCGACUGUCAAUCCAAACGUUCUGACCAAUUAUCCACGCAUCUGAAGGACACUAACUCGCAGCCACAAUCUCAGGAGGCGGAUGUAAGCAAGCCAUUGGCUGUGCCCAGCACAAUCACAGUUAGUCAGCCAAUCAGGACUCUAAAUGCCGUGUGUGGGCAGGGCCUGAACGGACCGCUGGUGGUUAGCGGCAAGAUAGAAGAGAUUUCCAAUGAGGACAUCUGCAAGAAUCGGGAGACGGUCGAAGGGAUCCAGAACAUUCCACGCUUUCAGAACUAUCAGAGAGGAGAACUGUCAAAUGUGUUGUGUGUGAGAAACCUGAGUCCACGGGCUUCACUGGCCCAGCUGGUGUCUCUGUUCUCUCGGUUCCAGAGGGACGAUGGAGAACCCAUCACGUACCGUCUCCUGACGGGCCGACUCAAGGGACAAGCCUUCAUCACGUUCCCAGAUGUAGACGCAGCGCGGGCCGCUCUGGACCUGGUGAACGGAUACAGACUGUUGGACAAACCUCUGGUGAUUGAGUUCGGCCGUGAACGAGGGAGCGAACAGAGUGAGAGAGUAAAGAGGGAGAAACACACAGCGGACCUCCGCGCCCCCUCGCAGACGGGGGUCCAGGAGGACCGGCGAACGUCGUCGACGGGUCCGCUCACAGGUUCUUCAUGUCAGUAGCACUCCCGUGGUUCG